GCACCCCGUUUUGCGGAGAAGCCUGUCUGUUCACCAAGUCUAUAAAGUGACCCACUCCCCGGAUCUCGUUGUCGAUCGCUUCCAACGGUUGUGCAAUCUCAAUCAUAACCCUAAGCGUGGAGUCCUUCACUAACAAAAUGGCGGACGAUAAAGAAAACAUGGGGGCUGUCACUCACCAGCUGAGCGGUGUUGACGAGGACAUGCGCAAGGGCGGUGAUGUACAGGAGAAGACUGUUGCCUCGGUGGCACUUGCUGCUGCUCUUGAGGCCUCAAAGCCUAAACUGUUGUCAAAGAACAUGAUUCAACUGUACAUGAUUAUGGGUAUUGGCUACCUCGUAUCCACCAUGAACGGCUUCGACUCGUCUCUCAUGGGCGCCAUCAACGCCAUGAAGCCAUACCAGAACACCUUCGGCCUGUCUGGGGAGGGUUCCAGCGCUGGUAUCAUUUUCAUCAUCUACAAUUUAGGACAGAUUGCAGCUUUCCCCUUCUGCGGAUUCCUCGCUGAUGGCUACGGUCGACGCAUAUGCAUCUUCGUCGGCUGCUUGCUCGUCCUGGUUGGAACCGCUGUUCAGGCUACUGCACAUGGCAGAGAUCACUUCAUUGGUGGCCGCUUCCUUCUUGGUUUUGGUGCGUCGAUCGCCUCUGCUGCUGGACCUGCCUACACCGUUGAGCUCGCCCAUCCUGCCUACCGAGGCACUAUGGCUGGCAUGUACAACAACUUCUGGUGGUUCGGCAAUAUUCUCGCUGGAUGGACGACCUACGGAACCAACAAGAACUUCGAUAGCUCAUGGGCGUGGAGACUCCCAACGGUCGUACAGUGUUUCAUCCCAGGACUCGUCAUGUGCUGCAUAAUGUUUUUACCAGAAACACCUCGCUGGCUUCUUGCGAAGGACAGGCGCGAGGAGGCUGUCGCAAUUAUGGCCAAGUACCACGGCGACGGCGACGAGAACCACCCACUUGUUCAGCUCCAACUGCGUGAGAUCACUGAGGACUUCUCUGUCACACGUAACGACAACCCAUGGUGGGACUUCCGUGAGCUGUACAACACCAAGGCCGCCCGUUACCGAAUGAUGAUGGUCAUUGCGAUGGCUUUCUUCGGACAAUGGUCCGGAAACAACGUUGUAUCCUACUUCAUGCCCGUCAUGGUGAAGAACGCCGGUAUCACCGACCCUGAUAAGCAGUUGCUGAUCAACGCCAUCAACCCCAUCUUCAGUAUGCUUGGCGCUAUCUACGGAGCCACCCUUCUCGACAGGCUUGGCCGUCGCAAGAUGUUGCUUGGUGGUCUGGCCGGCGCGCUAUUCUUCUACAUCCUACUGACCGCCUUCACUGCGACGGCAAAGCCCACCAACAACCUUGCAUACGGCACUAUCGUCUCCAUCUAUUGCUUCGGUAUUAUCUUCGCCUGGGGAUGGACACCACUACAGACCCUGUACGCCGUAGAGUGUCUCGAGAACAGGACUCGAGCAAAGGGAUCCGGUGCCAACUUCCUCUUCCUCAACAUUGCCAUGGUCGUCAACACAUACGGUAUCUCCGUCGGUAUGGAGAAGAUCGGUUGGAAACUGUACUUAGUGUACAUUGCUUGGAUCUGCGUUGAGAUGGCUUUCAUCUUCUUCUUCUUCGUUGAGACUGCUGGAAAGACGCUUGAGGAGCUCAAGGAGAUCUUCGAAGCGCCCAACCCACGCAAGGCUUCGCUCAAGCGUAGUAAGAUCGAAGUUGCUGGUGGUCAGGUUCACAAUGUCACCGAUAUGUAAACUGGAUGGCGCGCCACGAAACCUUGGAAGAGUAUCCAUACUGCGCAAUACGGGGCUUUUAGGCUCAAUCCGAUCAUCAUAUUAGCUGUUAGUGGUAACUAAUACGAACUACGUCCAAAUCG
Messenger RNA from Didymella exigua CBS 183.55, 1873 nucleotides. Its product is annotated as general substrate transporter. Gene Ontology annotation, biological process: carbohydrate transport; transmembrane transport. Gene Ontology annotation, molecular function: carbohydrate:proton symporter activity. Lineage: Eukaryota; Fungi; Ascomycota; Dothideomycetes; Pleosporales; Didymellaceae. Gene Ontology annotation, cellular component: membrane. The record is from RefSeq and is a predicted model, not a curated record. Bases 138 to 1751 code for a protein of 537 amino acids. The transcript has 3 exons.